AGAAAAGUGGGCGGAGCUAAGUACGUGACAGCGUACAGAAAACUUUGUUAGCUGCCUGCUAACUUUGCUGCACCGACUGUUUUUGCAAUGUUACUGGCUUGAAGCAGCACAAACCGCCGAAAAGAUGGCGUGCGAAGGAGGGGAUGAUGGAGACUUCUGCAAAUGGAGCAGUCUGGAGGUUCUGGUGAACAGCAAAAAUGAAUUUGGAGCACGAGUGCAACAGUUUUUGGAGGAGAGGAUGCAGACCACCAUGCUCACAGGUGUGCUUAUUGGAGCUGCGGUCGCCGUCUCACUUAUUGGGAUUGUGGUGCUCUUUCUGUAUAGGAGAUUCAAGCUUGCUCGUGGACACCAGCCCGGUGUACCUCACUACCGCUUCAGAAAACGAGAUAAAGUGCUCUUCUAUGGAAGGAAGAUAAUGCGAAAGGUCCAGACGCUGUCUGCGAUUCCUCCCCCCAACUCUACCUCAGUAUCAAAGCAACCGCAGCGCAUUCGCAAAAGAACCAAAGUUCUAAGCAUAGCUCGCAAAAUCCUGAGGAUCCGUAAAGAUCCUCCCACCCUGCAGCCCAAGGAACCUCCUCCCUCCCUGCUGGAGGCUGACCUAACAGAGUUUGAUGUGCAGAGCUCAAACCUGCCCUCCGAGGUUCUCUACAUGCUAAAGAAUGUCAGGGUCUUGGGUCACUUUGAGAAGCCUCUGUUCCUAGAGCUGUGCCGACACAUGGUGUUUAUCGAGCUGCAGGAGGGUGAAGGUCUGUUCAGGCCUGGAGAUGAUGACGAUAGCAUCUACGUGGUCCAGGAUGGACGCCUUGAGCUCUGCAUCCAAGAGAAUGAUGGUACAGAACCAGUGGUGAAGGACGUGCACCCGGGGGACAGCGUCCACAGCCUGCUUAGUAUUCUGGACAUUAUCACUGGUUACCCAGCGCCAUACAAGACAGUUUUGGCACGGGCUGCAACUCGCUCCACCAUCUUGCGUUUACCUGCAUCGGCCUUUGAGUCUGUGUUUAAGAAAUACCCAGAGACGCUGGUUCGCGUCAUUCAGAUAAUCAUGGUGCGCCUCCAAAGAGUCACCUUCCUGGCAUUACAUAACUAUCUGGGUCUAACAACUGAGCUCUUCAAUCCGGAGAGUCAGGUGGUGCCUUUGUCCAAUAUAAACAGUGUGAUGGCAGAGACGAAUUCUGCGAAGACGACUCGCCGUUUGCAUUUCCAGGACGAAUUACCCGCUGGGCCCACGGAGAGUCCCACUGAGACAGAUGGUGCGAAGGAUAGCCCUUCAAGCAGCUACAGGAAGCAGCGAUCCAUCUCGAUGCCCACCGACUGUGCAGGUAAUGACCUGAACAUGGCUUGUGAACGAGCUCGAGUCACGAUAGAUGAGGCUCCAUCCAGUCCCGUUACUCACAAAUCCAGUCUGAAGAAGAGUGUGACUAUGCAGCACACACCAUCUGAAGUGUUUCACUACACAGACAGCGGGGGGCACUCUGAUGCCAUCUACCUCAGUAAGAGCAGCACAAUCUUCCAGGCUGCUAAGAAGGACCUGCUGGGAAUCAUCCAGCUGCAGGACCCCAGUCUACUCGAAGGCAGAGUGACCCUCCAUCAAGUCAAAGCUGGUUCUGUGGUGGCUCGUCAGGGAGACCAGGAGGUGAGCAUACAGUUUGUGAUUUCUGGCCUCCUCCAUGUUUACCAGCGGAUGAUUGACCGUGAAGAGGAGACGCGUCUGUUUGUGACACACCCUGGAGAGCUUGUCGGUCAACUUGCUGUCUUGACCGGAGAGCCCCUCAUAUUCACAGUUCGAGCCCAGCGAGACUGCAGCUUCCUCUCCAUUUCCAAAACCCACUUCUAUGAGAUAAUGCGUGUGGAGCCAAAGGUCGUGCUGAAUGUGGCUCACACUGUGGUGAGGAGGAUGUCGUCUUUUGUCCGACAGAUAGACUUUGCUCUCGACUGGAUGGCCGUGGAAGCUGGCAGGGCUGUCUACAGGCAGGGAGAGAAAUCAGACAGUACUUUCAUAGUGCUGAGUGGUCGACUGCGUUCUGUAAUCAUGAAGGAGGAUGGCAAGAAGGAGCUGAUAGGAGAGUACGGGCGCGGUGACCUGAUUGGAGUGGUGGAGGCCCUGACCCAUCAGAACAGAGCCACCACAGUGCACGCUGUACGAGACUCUGAGCUGGCCAACCUACCACAGGGAGCUCUCAGCUCCAUCAAGAGGAAGUACCCACAGGUUGUCACCAGGUUGAUCCACCUUCUAGGACAGAAGAUCCUCCAGCAGGUCAACGGUCCUCUCACAGCUCGCAGUUUGGCCCUCCAUACACCUGGCAGUAAGUGGGAUGUGGGAAACCCAGCCUCCAACCUCUCCACUGUGACAGUCCUGCCUGUAUCGGAAGAGGUACCUCUCACUGCCUUUACCCUGGAGCUGCAGCAUGCACUCAUUGCAAUAGGCCCCACUCUUCUGCUGACCAGUGAUGUUAUCAAACAGCGACUUGGAGCUGCAGCACUAGACAGUGUCCACGAGUACCGUCUGUCCAGCUGGCUGGGCCAACAGGAAGACAUCCAUCGCAUAGUUCUUUACCAGACGGACUACACACUGACCCCAUGGACACAGCGGUGCAUCCGCCAGGCUGACUGCAUUAUUAUCGUGGGACUAGGAGAGCAGGACCCUGCCGUUGGGGAGCUGGAGCGUAUGUUGGAAGGAAGUGCAGUGCGUGCCCAGAAGCAGCUGGUGCUGUUGCACAGAGAAGACGGCCCCCCGCCCAAAGGAACUGUGGACUGGCUUAACAUGCGAAGCUGGAUCUCCCGACACCUCCACCUCUCCUGUCCCCGAAGGGUCUUCUCUAAGAGGAGCCUGCCCAAACUGGUCCUUCUCCAGUCCCUGUCGAUCAACACUCAUUCCCCUUUUUCCCCCACCAUUAUUGAGUUGGGCUGUUCCCAGGUGGGGGUAAUGCGAGCCAUCUGUGAGUCCGGUAUUCCAGUGGACCUCAUUGGUGGCACCUCUAUCGGUUCCCUGAUGGGGGCACUUUAUGCUGAGGACCGCAGCUACAGCCGCAUGAGGAUGAGGGCCAAAGAAUGGGCAAUGGAAAUGACUUCAGUGUACAAAAAGGUUCUGGAUUUGACGUACCCUGUCACCUCCAUGUUCUCCGGUGCUGCCUUCAACUCCAGCAUCAGCAAUGUCUUCAAGAGCAAGCAGAUUGAAGACCUUUGGAUACCAUAUUUCAAUAUCACUACUGACAUCACUGCCUCGGCCAUGAGAGUACACACUGAUGGUUCUUUGUGGCGGUAUGUCCGAGCCAGCAUGUCUCUAUCUGGGUAUCUGCCUCCUCUCUGUGACCCCAAAGAUGGACACCUGCUGAUGGACGGAGGCUACAUCAACAACCUGCCAGCUGAUGUGGCGCGCUCCAUGGGGGCCAAAGUGGUGAUAGCUAUUGACGUGGGCAGCCGGGAUGAAACCAACCUCACUAAUUAUGGCGACUCCCUCUCAGGCUGGUGGCUGCUAUGGAAACGCUUCAACCCCCUAGCGGAGAAAGUAAAGGUGUUGAACAUGGCAGAGAUUCAGACUCGGCUGGCCUAUGUAUGCUGUGUCAGGCAGCUGGAGUCUGUGAAGAACAGUGACUACUGUGAGUACAUCAGACCUCCAAUCGACAGAUACCGGACUCUGGAGUUUGGCAAGUUUGAUGAAAUUGCUGAGGUGGGAUACCAGCACGGAAAGACUGUUUUUGACGUGUGGGGUCGCAGUGGAGUGGUGGAGAAAAUGUUGAAAGACAGACACCAGGAGGACUUCCACAACACCCAAAGCAAGAACAAUGUGGUAACGUGUCCCAAUGCCUCCUUCACUGACCUGGCAGAAAUUGUAUCCCGCAUCGAGCCCGUCAAACCUCCUCUGGUGCAUGAGGAGUCAGACAACCACACUGACUAUGAAGAGGAGGCAUUGGAGAGCGCUCUAUCUGACAUGGAGCUAUACAAUCGCUAUGGAGAGCACACUGAAGGGGAGGAGACUGGUGACACGGAUGAAGAGCUGGAAGGAAGACAAGCACGCCAUAUUACCUCACUCACCAGCAGCCACCCUCAGUCCCCCAACAUCUCCGACUGCCCAACGGACAUGCUGCCAAGCCAUGGAGAUCCGUCCAAACAGUCCAUUAAGUGAAGACAGGUCUAAUGAACUCUGCCCCAAACAGGUCAUCACAAUUUAACCUGCCUGUCUUUACCCUCCCGCCUGUCCCACAUGAAUCUGUUUGCCCCUGAGACUGUCAGCAUGACUGUGAUUACCAUUUUGCCCUCCGUAACCUGGCCUCUUUAGCUGUGUGGCUGACAUUACAAAUGGACGGCCCCUUUAGAAAACAAAAAACAAAAGAUGGAAUACAGGCAGCUAGUAACACAUUUACUCAGCUGCAGAUCCUAUGCAUUCCUAUUACACAAGAGCAGCUGUAAGUCCAAUCCUUUCUCAUAUUGAGAUCGUCAAGAUUAGUUUCUGUUUCUCUACAUGAAUCACACCAAUCCAGUGGAAGAUAGAAGGUAGGGAAGGUGAGGAGAUAGUAUUUGAAAUAUUUAUUACAUGAACCCAGGUGAAAAUGAUAAAUCUUGGUUAAAACACAGAUUUGAGGACUUUCAACCAGAUUUGAGAUAGUUAGUCAGUUCACCUAAAUUACAAAAUAGCUUUUUUUUUUUCUCUGUUAUCUCUACACACAGUUAUAUGAUUUGUUUUCGACACGCCCAUCUCUGAGAUUUCUGCCACACACAGCAUUAAAGGAUUACACGAAACAAUCCAAAAAGAUUAAAGGGAUAAGAGGGGGGGGGGGGGGGGGAAUUGCACAAAACGAUGUUUAUUUUUCUGUCCUUUUCUUUUCAAAAUACUUAAAAUGAAAACAGCCCAAGAAGGCAAAAUCCCUCUCUGGUUGACCUACUCACUGCUCCUUUCUGCAGUGAUGCCAUAACUUUUGAUGAGGGGUCACAAGUAGAUCUGACUUUAUUUUAAGAGCCAAAUAACUUAUAGACACACAGUGUCGACAGUUUUCAUUGGGACUCAGUUGAAAGUAGAUCCAGUGCAGACAGUUGACCGUGAGGUUGUCCUGUGUAUCGGUGACACUCUUUCUGAUGACUGAUAAGCUGAAUUAUUUUAAUGCAGUCUCGGGCACGGAUGUUUUAAUACCUAAACUAUGUGCAUGGCUUGAUACCACUAGAACAAAGAGAAAUACACCUUUUGUUGCUGAGCUGAGCUAAUUACAGCAAACAAUUAUUCAUGUGGGUCAUGGGCAUGAGAGUAUGUAUUGUUGUAUUAAAAUCAGACCCUACCCUCGAAUGUUACACACUCUAUAGUCUAUGUAAUGAUCCUCACUAACACAAGACUAAUUUAAAACCAGAAAGAGAGCAAAACAAGCAGCACUCUGUGGCCAUGGCUGUCAGCACAGUUUUGUUGUACCCUGUGUGCCAGGGACAUGGAGGGAAGUAAUGAUUGCAAUCCACUUCAAAGCACUACUCUCCCUCUCAGCUGACGAGACGGCCUCCACCCCCAUCUGUUUUUUGGCUUGAAUCUGUCACACGCAGACUGAGCAGCAGGCAGCGUGGAUCUGUCGGGUGAACUCGGAAACGCCGCUCGUCCCAGUACAGUUUAUGCACAGCGGCUAUUUGCAGCAGCAGGGCAGUUCUUCACAGGAACAUGUUGUAACACAAGUUAUUUUGCCUGUCUAAACAAGUUUUUUUUUUUAAUUUAUUUAUUUUUUUUAUUUAUUUUUUCCCCUCUUGUUAUUUGGAUCUUAUUUUUCUUCUGAGACUGCAAGCACAAAAAAACUGGUUAACAAUUAUAUAUUUUCAUAUGUAAUCCAAGAAUGUGCACAAACUAAGCCCUAGAAGUCACAACAGCUGGACAAUCAUUCCAGACAUGCAAUGCAAUGCACGACUAAACUAACAAAUACAUACAUAGUUACAGAGCCUUGUUUAACAUACAUCUCUGUAUGACACUAUACAAUUUCUAUAGUUAACCUAAUUUCAAUCACAACUAGGGCUGUAACACUAACGAUUCAUUUCAUUAUCGAUUAAUUUCAUGAUUCCAUUUUUCAAUUAACAGAUUAAUGUUUUGGUGUAUAAAAAGUGUGUAUUGAAAAGUGUUCAAAGUGUGAAAUGUGUUGCUAGCCCAAGGUGACAAUUGUACUUUUUGUCUGACCAACAGUCCAAAGCCCAAAGAUAUUCAGUUUAAUAUAAAGUAAUUCCAGGAAAAUAAACAAAUCCUCACAUUUGAGAGGCUGGAACCACACCAUCAAAUGUGCUUGAUGAACGGCCUAAACAAUUAACUGAUUUUUAAAGCAGUUGGUGAUUAGUUUUCUGCUGUUUUCACUAAUUGUUUCAGCUCUAAUCGCAGCAUUACCAGAGGCCUAAUAAUACUGCAUAACAAACAUCCUUUAGAUUUUUAUUUUUUUUAAAGCAUUGUGACCGAUAUGUACUGAGUGGGGCAUUUUUCAGUUACUUAUUGGCCGAUGUUAAAAUUCCAACAUACGUGCAAUAAGCUAAUAUCAUCGGUCCAAGUCAGUCAGACUCUAGUCAUUAGAAUAUCAAUGCAACAUUUUAUUAUGACGAUUUUCUUUCUUCUUGAUAUAGCACCUUGUGAGCCUCCCUAUCUUAGAUAACACUGGUGCCACAGUCCCUGCAGCCUUACGUUUGUAGACAGUUGGAGAAACCUUGUGAUAAACACUAUGUGGAGUCUGGACACAGAAUGUGUGAGCAGGGCGGACAUAGGAAAGCAUUUUGUGUUUACCAAUGAGCUAAUGGUGUUUGCACUGGGUUUUUUUUUUUUUUUUGGGGUGGUUU
Messenger RNA from Morone saxatilis (striped sea-bass), 6777 nucleotides. It is a transcript of the gene pnpla7a, whose product is annotated as patatin-like phospholipase domain containing 7a. The record is from RefSeq and is a predicted model, not a curated record. The coding region runs from base 125 to 4123 and encodes 1332 amino acids. NCBI's taxonomy places the organism in Eukaryota, Metazoa, Chordata, Actinopteri, Moronidae. Gene Ontology annotation, molecular function: phosphatidylcholine lysophospholipase A1 activity. Gene Ontology annotation, cellular component: endoplasmic reticulum. Gene Ontology annotation, biological process: lipid metabolic process. The transcript is spliced from 36 exons.